Messenger RNA from Papaver somniferum (opium poppy), 1518 nucleotides. Its product is annotated as UPF0481 protein At3g47200-like. The coding region runs from base 1 to 1518 and encodes 505 amino acids. NCBI's taxonomy places the organism in Eukaryota, Viridiplantae, Streptophyta, Magnoliopsida, Ranunculales, Papaveraceae. The record is from RefSeq and is a predicted model, not a curated record. The transcript has a single exon.
AUGGCAACUGCGGGUGAUAUCGAAAUUUUAAAUCAUCCUUUAUUGCCUAAAGUGAAGAAUGAGCAGCUAUCAAUUCCAAUUGAAGAAAUGAUAGCCAAGUUUGACAGAAGUAGUGAGCAUGUGUGGCGUCCGUAUCAGGAGCUAAUUUGUAUACGCAGAGUGCACGAAAAGCUUCACAAGAUGACGGAUCCUAGUUCAUAUGCUCCAUUACUGGUAUCUAUUGGUCCCUUUCACAGGGGAAAAGAAUCACUUAAAGAAAUGGAAGAAUGCAAGCUGCACUAUAUGAGUAACGUUCUAAAUCGAACAAGAGAAGAGCAUAAUUUUGAUUCAAUACAAAGGGUAUUCAAGAAUUGCGUUGAAUCUAUUGGGAAGAUGGAAGAAAAAAUUCGCCAGAGCUACUCGGAACCAAUCAACCUCGAAAGCAAGGAAUUUAUAGAAAUGAUGGUGGUCGACGGUUUGUUCAUCAUCGGAAUCUUCCAAGCAUUAACAGGAACGAAGCUGAUAGACGACAAAUUUUUAUUUCAUAAUAUAUGGGCCAAGAAUACGCUUCUCUGGGAUCUCUUGCUCAUGGAAAAUCAAAUUCCUAUGUUUGUUCUCGAACGCUUAUUCAACUUAACUGCAGAAAAGAAGAAAUCGAAGGGAGUGACCUUUCAAGGGACUGCACUGAACUUGUUCAAAGACAAUAUUGAGUUGCCGAGAAAAAUCAAUACCGUAACUAAGUUACAACAAGGAAGUCUUGGUGAAGGUAAUAAGAAUUUACUCGAACUAGUAGCUAAAUCAAUGCACCCUGAUCCUCAUCCCAAUAACGAAAUGCAUGUUGUUCAAAUCCAUUCUUCACCCUUCUCAAUGUUCACAGAGCUGACCACAAUGCUUAAAAAUGCGUUACUGCAAGUUUUCAAGUACAUCAUCAUAUUUCUGAGCCCUACACGCAGUAGUUGUCAUAAAUUAUCAGGAAGUAUAAUUCCAAGUGCGACGGAGUUGGCACGAGCAGGAGUUAUUUUCGAAAUAGGCCCCAAUGAUGGUAGUUUCCUAGAUGUUAAAUUUGUCGACGGAGUGAUAUCAAUCCCUCGUCUUGUAGUCGGCAUAAAUACUGGACGUUUUUUUAGAAAUCUCAUUGCUUCUGAGCAGUACUUUGAUCAAAAUGGAUCUCCAUAUUACAUGACCUCAUAUGCCAUAUUCAUGGAUAACCUGGUAAGUUCUGCUGCAGAUGUCACUUUACUUCGUAAUCAGGGAAUCAUUACACAUACUUUGGGUACCGACGACGAUGUCUGCAACAUCUUCAAUAAGCUUUGUUGUGACAUAUAUUUGAAAGACGACUAUUAUGCUGAUAUACAUAAGAGAGUGAACAUAUAUUACUGUGACCGUUGGAAUUUCUGCAAAGCGACAUUGAGUAGCAAAUAUUUUGAUAAUCCAUGGUCUGGUAUUUCUCUGGCCGCUGGAUCUUUAUUUCUCAUUCUUUCUCUUAUAGCGGUCAUAAUAAGAUUGCUUGAGUAUAUCAAACCUAUAAAGGCAGCCUGA